AUGAGGUUUUGGAGGGAGCGUGAAAAGAAAAAUAAGGAACAGAUCGUCGCGCCAUUAUGCGGCCAAAUCCGAGUAUUGGUGGUUGGUGAUUCAGGUGUUGGGAAAUCAUCUCUUGUGCAUCUCAUUGUGAAAGGCUGCUCUAGUGCUCGCUCAUCUCAAACAAUUGGAUGUGCUGUUGGUGUCAAGCACUUAACGUAUGGAAGUCCUGCUAGCUCUUCAAGUAGCAUUAAGAGUGACUCAGAGAGAGAUUUCUUUGUCGAACUAUGGGAUGUGUCAGGUCAUGAAAGAUACAAAGAUUGCCGCUCACUGUUCUAUUCACAAAUCAAUGGAGUCAUUUUUGUCCAUGAUCUUUCCCAAAGAAGAACAAAGACAAAUUUGCAGAAAUGGGCAGCUGAAGUUGCAGAAAGAGGGACGUUUUCAGCUCCUCUUUCUUCUGGUGGACCUGGUGGGCUUCCAGUCCCGUACAUUGUGAUUGGAAACAAAGCCGAUAUCGCUGCAAAGGAAGGAACAAGUGGAAGCAGUGGAAAUCUCGUUGAUGUAGCUCGCCAAUGGGUUGAGAAGCAAGGUCUUCUUCCCCAUAGUGAUGAACUUCCUCUCUAUGAGAGCUUCCCUAGCAAUGGUGGUCUCAUAACGGCUGCCAAAGAAGCUAGAUAUGACAAAGAAGCUCUCAACAAAUUUCUCCGUAUGUUGAUAAGAAGAAGGUAUUUCUCAGACGAAAUACCAUCGUCUUCUUCAACGUGGUCUCUUUCCCCUGCACCUUCACAGCGGUUAGACGACGGCACAAGCGAUGAUGAUCAAUCCUAUAAAAGGUCAAGCCUGAGAGGAGGAGAUCCAUACAAGUAUAACAACACGUUAGCGCCACGCAACCUCACGCAGCAGCCUCCUACGACGCUCUAUCCGCAGCAACCUGACCGGUACAACUACGCCGUCCCACGAUUCUCUCUUUCCAGUAGUGUCGAGGAAACCAACAACGGUAAUGCCAGGUCUAACUACGUCUGA
This is a messenger RNA of Microthlaspi erraticum, 999 nucleotides long. Lineage: Eukaryota; Viridiplantae; Streptophyta; Magnoliopsida; Brassicales; Brassicaceae. The record is from the annotation of a GenBank genome assembly.